AUCUUUGAUUUGAAGUUGGUUUCUCCUAGUUUUAUUUAAAUCAAGAUCCUGAUUUCAAUUGGUUACGAAGCAAUGGCAUUCUCGGCGUAAUUUGAUUGUUAAAUGACUCUCAAGCAUUCGAUGUCGCUCAUUGGGAAAAACUGUGCCGCAACUUCUCGAUUAACAGCAACAAUAUCAGCACGCCUGCAAGGUUUUCGAUCAAAUGCCGCACUGGAAUCACUAACGAGAGCUGGCGAAGAACGUACCCAGAACUUAGUCCUCUAUAACUACCCUUCUUUUUCCGGAGCUUUUUCAGCUCUGUUUGCUCACCUCUUUCACCGUCACCUCAAUCUCCCAUGCCUCAUUUUGCCCUUCUCAUCCGUCGAACCUCUCAGGGUUGAAGAUUUGUGUAUUGAUGGACUUGAGAAAUGUUACUUUCUUGAUUUUCUUGGCCCCAAAGGGUUUGCAUCUGAGCUUUCAAGACAGACAUCAUGCAAGGUGAUAGGAUUCGAUCACCGGAAUUCCACAAUGUCUGAUAUCCAUUUGUAUAAGGAUUUUAACAGCAAUAUCACAUAUCAAGUCAAUUUGGAGAAGAGCAGUUCCUCUGCUGUAUAUGACUAUUUCUGUGCCAACCUAUCAGAAAUGAGGUGUAGUAAUGGCCAUACUGCAUGUCUAUUGGAUGCCGAAGACCAAGACAGAGUGAAAAUGGUCCUUAAGUACAUUGGGGAUGGAGACCUGCGGAGGUGGACUUUGCCAAAUAUCAAAGAAUUCAAUAUAGGACUGUCCAAUUGGCGUUCAAAGCUGAAUUGCAUCACAAAUCCACACUUGUUUGAACAGUUACUGAAGAUUUCGGUCAUGAAUUUAGUUGCACAUGGUAGUGCUUACAUAGCUAGUCGACAGAGUUCAGCAACUAAAUUUCUGGAAAAGGUGUUUAAAGUUAGGCUGGGAAGAGGAUUAUACGGGGAGUGUCUGGGGGUUAGGAUUGAUGGAAAUUCCAGUUUAAGUGAUGAAAUAGGCAAGGAACUCAGCAUGAAGAGUGAAGCAGCUGGUCUGAGGCCUAUUGGAGCUGUUGUUUACAUGCAAGGGAAAAAUCUGAAAAUGUGUCUGCGGAGUACAGAUAGCUUUACUGAUACAUCGGAAAUUGCAAAGGUAUAUGGUGGAGGAGGUUCCCCUUGUUCGAGCUCAUUUAUAAUUCGAAUGGAUGAGUACAACGAGUGGCUUUCUUUCUAGUACAUAUUCUCAGAGUACCUUACCUAAAGGUAUUCCCCAUCCUUUUGUGUGUAUUGUUCAUACGGGAAGCUCAUUAGCAUAUAAUUUCCUACAGAAUAUUGAUCAUGAUGCCAGAACUUGUGUUAUC
Messenger RNA from Cynara cardunculus var. scolymus (artichoke), 1336 nucleotides. RefSeq lists its product as uncharacterized. Bases 103 to 1209 code for a protein of 368 amino acids. Lineage: Eukaryota; Viridiplantae; Streptophyta; Magnoliopsida; Asterales; Asteraceae. The record is from RefSeq and is a predicted model, not a curated record. The transcript is spliced from 8 exons.